AUGAAUCGCCGGAAAUCCCAUCGAAAUUUGCUCAUAUGGGCGCUGGCUAUUGCCCAGAUGGCCACCGCCCAGCUGAUCCGAGGCCAGCCACCGGUCGCCGAAAAUCUAGUAACGCCCCGGCGCAUCAAAGUGAAUGAAGGCGCGGCUUUUGAGCUGUCAUGCCCGACCAUGGAUGAAGACGUCGAAUAUUUCUGGCUGAAGGACGAUCAAGACAUUGGCGCCAGUAAAAAGCUGUUCCACAUCGUAUCCGCGUCGAGCGACCACGUCGGGAUCUAUCAUUGCGUGGCGCGAAACGCUUUUGGCGCCGCAAUUAGCCGAACAUACCUUGUCGACGUGCAGUACCUCCACGACUUCGCCGACAGCACCGAUUCAUCGAUCAGCGUCACGGGCAAUUCGGCUUUUAUUUUGCGGAGGCCCGAGUUGAUAGCUGCAAAGUCUGCUCGUCCAACGUUUAGCUGGUAUCGCAAUGACGUCGAGAUAUUCUCCAAUACAUCCCGCUACGUCACGAGCCGAGGCGACCUGGUCGUGCUGGACGAUGGACUUCCGAUGGACGGCAGCUAUCGGGUUACUGCCUGGCUCGAUGCGUUGGGCGAAGCAGCCUCCGGCGUCUUUUUUGUAUCCACCGACAACACGGCUCGCACGGAAAACCCCUUCUCGAUCAUCUACGGGCCAGCUGACCUCGAACUGCUCGAUGACGAGGGCCCCGAGAUGGCCGAGUUUGACUGUGUGCCAAGCUAUAGUUCCGACUUCAACAUCCAUUGGUACAUCGACGGCGAAGAGGCCACGGAGGAACAUCGGGGGAUCAACCAGCUCGGCAAGGCCCUUGGCGAAGAUGUGAGCAUCCGCUGCUCACUGAAGGAUGGCAUCGGCGGCGGGGAUACGCGCUGGUGGCAUAACGGCAAGAAGCUGGCUGCUCGUGACGGCAUCCUCACCCUCAACAAGAUCAACGCCGACGACUUUGGCGUCUAUCAAUGCGAGGGUCGAAACCUCGCCGGCUCCACCGUUUCCACGUUGUGGUUGCACGAGGGGCAGGAGGAUAAGCGUACCCACUCCGGAGGCACGUCGCUGAUUGAACAUGGACCUACAAAUCAGAGCAUCCUGAUCGGCACCAACAUUGAGAUCCCGUGCGAGGCCUCAAAAGAUCUGGGGGCUGAUGUUGAAGUCAAGUGGUCACUGAACGGCGAAUCAAUUGGACCUUCCGGCAAUCAAGCUCUCCGCAUCGAACGAAAGAAAAACGGCGGUCUCCUCAUCAUCCAGGCAGCCCCGGAUAACAUUGGCGAAUAUAUUUGCACGAUUCGGACACCCCGCGGCGAGCAGUCACAAUCAGCAUGGUUGCGCAUCAUUGAGCGACCCUCAAUGCCGGUGGCCGUCGCGGCACAGCUUAUCAACGAGACCGUACCCGCGAAAAUCAAGAACUGCUGCUCAUGGGUGAUCGACAACUUGAAACCGUCGGCGACCGCCGAGUUCCGGGUCAUUGCCUUCAACAGAUAUGGUGCCGGGAUGCCGUCAGUGUCCACGAACAAUGUGACGAUGCCACAGCAGCCUCCCGCAUCGGCCCCCAUUGGGGUCGCGGCCAGUGCUCGGUCAUCCUCGUCAAUUAUGGUGCAGUGGCAGCCGCCGCCAUCGGAACAGUGGAACGGGGACAUCCUCGGAUAUAUUAUUCGAUAUCGCCUCUCCGGAUACGCAUUGCCCUGGAACGAGAAAAACGUCACUAACAUCAACCUCCGCAGCGUCCCGAUCGAACCCCUGAUUACUUGGAGAACCUAUGAAAUUCAGGUCGCGGCUUACAACAAUCGUGGUCUUGGCGUCUUCAGCAAAAGCGUCGACGUGACCACUUUGGAAGGAGUUCCGAGCCAAGCGCCUAGCCGUGUCAAGGCUGUCGCGAAGAAUUCAACGGCUUUCGAGAUCACCUUUUCCGCUCCCGACCAGCAGCGCAUCCCUGGAGUCAACCUGGGCUACAAGAUCCAAUUUUGGCGCGGCGCCCCGGGAGCGGCCGGUGGCCUUCGCAAGCAAGUGAUCAUCGACCCGACGGGCCCGGAACUAUCCCUGGUCGUGGAUGGACUUGAAAAAUGGGGACAUUACAACCUAUCGAUCCUCUGCUUUACUGGCCCUGGCGAUGGACCGCGCAGUGAGACGCAACUUGUCGUUACGGAAGAAGAUACCCCUGGACCUGUCUCUGAGCUUGGCGUCGAUCACGAACAGGUGCUUUCCAACAGCGCCGUCCUGCAAUGGCACAGUCCGCAGGAAGCGAACGGGCGUAUCAUUGGCUAUGAGCUCAAUUAUUGGCGAUCUGAACGGCAGGAAGAUCGAUUACCGCUGGAACUUCCCGGUGAUCAGCACUCGGUUAUGUUAGAAGGGCUGACACCAUCUACCCAAUAUGCUGUCGAGAUCCGGGCAAAGACCUCCAAGGGCGUUGGUCCAUGGGCGGAAACACGAUUCGAGAGCGGGGUUCCACCAGAACUUCCUGGUCGUCCCACCUCGCUCUCGAUUGUCCAAAUCUCGCCGCGUUCCGCACAACUCCAAUUCGUGCCCGGUUUCGAUGGCCAUACAACCAUCCGCCAGUGGAUAGUCGAGGCGCGAGUCGGCGAAAGCAACAUCUUCCACCAAAUCUACAACGUCAGCGCUCCAAAGGCUCGUCUCCUGAACGUGACAGACCUGCGCCCGUACACUCGAUAUCAACUUCGUCUGAUUGCCGACAAUGUUGUGGGUCGCGGUUCGCCAUCGGAGCCAUCGCAAGCCUUCGAGACAAAACAAACCAUCCCCGAAGCGCCAUCGUCACGACUCUGGUUCGAGCCGAUUUCGGCUACUUCGAUGAUCCUCUCGUGGACGCCUUUACAGCACUGGCAGUGGAACGGUCAGCCGACCGGCUAUUUGAUUGUCUACCGGCAAAAUGGCACCAAAGAAUGGCGCGAAAUCCGGGUAUCCUCCCUACGGGCCACUGACUUCACACUGCGUGACCUCCGCCCCUUCACGUCCUACGAAGCCGACUUGUACGCCGAGAACAUUGUUGGAAAAUCGCAGGCCACCGGUUCAACCGUCGCCAAAACCUACGAGAGCUUCCCCUCGGGCGCCCCAACUGACGUAGCGGCAUCGCUCGGCAAGGAUGGCCACCACUCGAUAACCGUCCAGUGGAAACCAGUCGACAACCAUUUGAAGAAUGGCGAUAUCCUCGGCUACAAGGUCCGCCUUGUUCCCGAACAACCCGAAUUGCGCGAUGAAUAUGAAAAGAGCGUUGAUGUGAUCGGCGAGGCCACAAACGUCACCAAACUGGCUGGGUUAAGGGCUUUUACCGCAUAUAACGUGUUCGUCGCCGCCUAUACCGUCGUCGGCAGCGGCCCGGAAAAUGCCUCGCCUACCACCAUCAAGACAGGGAUUGAUUUGCCCACCGAACCGACCAGCGUCGGCUUUUCGUUCAUCAGCGAGGAGGAGGCCAGGCUGCGUUGGUUGCCACCAGCCAAUCCCAACGGACGCAUAUUGAAAUAUAUCAUCACCUACGUGCGGGCCGACGAGAACAAGGACUCGGAAAUCACAAUUCCAAUGGACUCGAACAGCUACGCCUUCUCGGCCAACGGAUUGAGCCCGAACUCAAAGUAUCUGUUCACGGUGAAGGCCGAAAAUGAGAUGGGCUUUGGCCCGGAAGCUUCGGUUGAGGUGAAGACCACCGCUGUUCAAUUGCCCCUGCGCAACCCUCCAGUACCCUCACGCGAUGAGCGGAAACCUUUUGCCUCGAGGGAGGUGCACAUCUCAUGGCCAGAACUUAUCACGUCCGAUGAGGACGCGCCAGUGCGCUUUGUCCAGAUCGAAUACCAACGAGCGAACGAAAACGACUGGGUUCCCUACACGGAUUCGACGCCUGCCAAGGAGAACCGCGUGACGAUCAAGAGACUAAAGCCAAAUACCCCGUAUCGAGUCCGAAUCCGCUUCCGCGGUGACUUUGCGCAAUCUGCCUGGAGUUCCGAGAGCGAAUGGAUCAAGACACUCGGUGCCCGACCGGAAGCUCCGCCUGGCGACCUGGCCACGGCUCCCUUUGAAAGCGAUGGAAUUUUGUUGCAAUGGGCCCCACCGGAUAGGUCUGCUUGGAACUCGGACGUGCUGGGCUACCGUAUCUCCUACAAGGCGUACCCUUCGAACGACAGCUGGCAGAGCACCGAAAUUGCACCAAGGCACGAGCAGGAGCCCCGAGAGCGAACGACGAUCCGCGGAUUGAAGAGUUUCCAUCACUACGUAGUCAGCAUGAAAUCCCUGAACGCGGACGGCGGCUCGGAAGCUUCAACGCCAGUCUUUGUUUAUGUUGGGUAUUCGAUCCCACGCGGCAAUGUGACUGGCCUUUCCGCUGAACCCUCAUCGAGCACCCAGCUGAGGUUGAGGUGGGAUGAAUGGAGAAAUGAGGAGGAUGUCAUCACCGGCUUCAAGAUUCGCUAUGUCCCGUUGAUUUCCGUGCUGUCGCGACAACCCCAAGAGGAGCAGCUACUGAUCGUCGAGAAUAACACUGCCUUGUUGACCGAUUUGAUGAAGUUUACUCAAUAUCAGGUAUCUGUCUCUCCGUAUAAUCGUGCCGGCGAGGGUGGAAUGGCGGUGAUCCGUGAGACCACUCUUCAAGAUAUCCCAGGCCCAGUCGGAAACCUUAUGUUUGAAGACGUCUUGCUCGACAGUGUCAACGUAUCUUGGAGCGUACCUGAAGAGCCGAACGGUCGUAUCAUCCGCUACAUCGUCAACUACUACACGUCGAAACUCCAAGACGAAUUCCUGAAGAACAUCAAACAGCCCACCCAAAUGCCCUUCAUCGUGGCUACCGGGCUCGAGGAGGGAGCCACCUACUACUUCUCGGUACGCGCCGAAACAACCGCCGGCACCGGGCCGGAAGCUGCCGGCAAUGUGACAAUCGGAUCGACGUCGGAUGGACCGGAAGCCCCGACGAGACCGCGAGCCGUUCCUGGGCACACUUCCGUCGCCCUCCAAUGGACGGACGGGGCUGCGACGGCCCGUGGCAUCAUUGGGCACCUCAUCCAGGCCAAACGGGUCGCCAACGCUGAACCGACAACGACCGUCAAGACGACCAAAGAAAAGCGUGUCCGUCGUUCUGCGUACGAACCACCCACUCAUCGCAUGGGUGAAUGGGUCACGUUGAGCACGAUCAUGGGCAGCGCCACGGGCUUUGAGAUCAGCUACAAAGACCUGCACUCGAACUCGUACUACGUCUUCCGUGUAUUUGCCCGCAAUCGACGUGGUGUCGGCAAGGCGAGCGUAGAGAGCGACCAGCUUUUCGUGCCGGCCACGCUUCCCGAGGAUCCGUUCUUCACCCAGCUUUGGUUCAUCGCGAUCGUUGGCAUGGCCACGCUGCUCAUCAUCAUCUCGGUCGUCGCCUUCUUAUGCAUAACGGGAAAUUCGAAAAAAGGCGAAAAGCGGCACGGUAGCUUGGAUAGCCUCCAACUUGCUGACGGCAAUCUGACAACCUUCCACUUGAAACAGAACAACGAUCGAAUCAGCCGAAGCCGAAACGAUUUGUUGACGAGACCGGGCACCACCACCUCGUGGAUUUCCGACCGCGAACCCCCGGCUUACGGCAGCGUACUGGGAGCGAAUAAUGGGGUUUCCGGAAUGUACGGCCAACUAGCCACCGACGUGAUCCCACGAGGCGCAGAGACGGCUAAUCAAAGGCUUUCCGCGUUGGCUGGGCGCGACGUUCGUGGAAGCGUAUACGCACGCGGGGUAACAGCUCCGACUGCUCGCGCUGAUCUCCUGUCACCGCGCGGUAACAAUGAACAUGAGAAUUCGGACGGGUUCGACUCAUUUGACGAGGAGGAAAACGAGAGUGAGAGAGGUGUGGACCCUGGCAAUGACAUUGCUGGACACUACAACCACUCCGAUUCCUACAGCGCUACCUGGCGUCGGGUCCGGGCACGAGAAGCCGCGAACGCCCUCUCACCAGCCCCCACGAAUCGGCGUCCCUCCACAACAGCCUCAUUCGACCAUUUCCGGCCUUCGCGCUGGCGGCUCUUCAAGCCAUGGGACUGGCAGCGAUUCUUCAUGGCCCACCCACCAAGCGCCCGCCCU
Messenger RNA from Mesorhabditis spiculigera, 6054 nucleotides. Lineage: Eukaryota; Metazoa; Nematoda; Chromadorea; Rhabditida; Rhabditidae. The record is from the annotation of a GenBank genome assembly.